Molecule: messenger RNA, 735 nt
Organism: Salvia hispanica
Lineage: Eukaryota; Viridiplantae; Streptophyta; Magnoliopsida; Lamiales; Lamiaceae
Source: RefSeq, a predicted model, not a curated record
UUUUGCCCUCCGGUGUAGAACUCCGAAUGCAACUGAAGCUCCUCAAGUUGGAGUCAGGCACAUAUGCUGAGACAUCCGCACUUGUUCCUAUCGAGGAAGAAGAAGGGCAACCAUCUCCAGUAGUUUCUGAAGGUGACCUUCUCUUAGCAGCUGACAACUGGAGAACUUGUUAUGCGCUUGACGUGCUGAUAGAGUCUGGUCUUGAAGAAUCCUACUUUCACAUUUUAAGGACGCCGUGGCACUCCUCAAAUAGCCCAUUAGACCCCAAGUUGUUUGAGAAGCUUGAGAAGAAAUACAAUGAUGAUGAGACAACCGGAUUGAGGUGGGAAAGAAGGUUGCUCUUCGACGAGAUAAAUUCAGCAGUGAUGGAGAUUUUCCAGAAGCGCGUGAACCUGUGCCCCUGGGUGAUGCCAAAAGUGUCGGGGUCGAAUCUGCAAUGGCAGGGCGUUCAAGAUGAUCUUGAGAGAUUGAUCAACCAAGACUACAUCAGCGGUGACGGAGAACUUGAUAGAGAUAUGCUGCGGUCAGAAUGUAGAGCAGAAAUUGAGAUGUUAGGUAAUGAAAUCGAGAGACUGUUGUUAGAUGAGAUGAUAACUGAGGUUAUAUGUAACUAAUGCUUAGCUUUUCAACUGAACUGGAAUAGAAUAGCUGAUAACAUAGGUAGAUGAAAAGCUUGUGGUACAAGAAUUGAGAAUAAAUCUCAAACUUAAUCAAAACUUACAAGUGAUUAAUUAA